Chilo suppressalis (striped riceborer) is the source of this 9708-nucleotide messenger RNA. NCBI's taxonomy places the organism in Eukaryota, Metazoa, Arthropoda, Insecta, Lepidoptera, Crambidae. The record is from the annotation of a GenBank genome assembly.
GUUUGUUACUCAAUCACGCAAAAACUACUGAACGGUAUUAGGUUAAUUUGGUAUGCAUAUAGUUUAUGACCUGUAUUGAGGCAUAAUAAAAUACUUAAUACCAGAAAAAUGUUGGGUUCCUUUGGGAUUCUCAAAAAACUAAAAAAACGUGGACAAAGUCACGGGCCGGCCGCUAGUUUUACAUAUUUAUCACUUGUCAUUUUUUUCAAAAAAUAUAGCAUACUACCAAAGUACAGGUUUUUCACGCUUGUUUAACGUAACUUUAAACACUACUAAUCCUUACUGAAAUAUUUAUAUAAAUGCGCCUUUACUACUGAACGGAUUUGGAUGAAAUUUUAUACGCAUAUAGUUUAUGAAGACGGAAGUCGCCGGCGGUUGCUAGUUAGGUUAUGAUUGUGUUACAUUAAUUAUUACAUGGCAAUCUAUAAUGAUAGGUAUAAAUAAAUGAUAGUAAAGUAAAACGAAUUUACAAAUAAAUUCAUUUAAAUUAACUUAUUUAAAAUAUCAUGGAAAUUGUAACUCCGCUCAAGGCUAAAAGCUCUCUGAAUGGAAGUUAGAACCUGAUCCCCUAAAGGUUACAGAGGAAGGGAUCCUUUCAUUCGGCAUUUGCUUCGUAGAUAAAUCAUGAUCGUUUGUUACCUUUGUAAACUAAAUAUCAGGGACGAAUCUCCGAAACUGAAAGCGGAUCACAGAGUUCGACCUCAAUAAUAAUUGACUAGAUUACGUGUUGUGGUCUGCGGUUUGUGAGUACGCGACAGGCUUACAUGUUAUUUACGGCGUUUCAUCAGCUUUUAUUUUAUAUACAUAUAUUCCCCAUGAAGAAGCAAUAACAUUACGCGUGUAGAACGGUGUGCGCUUCUAAACGCCUCGUGUUCCUGUUCUACGUCCAGUUUCUAUAUUUACGCGGCAGUUUGCUCGGCUCGGAGGGCAGUAAUGAUGUCGCUCGUCGGGUGGGCUCAGCAGGCAACUGGCGUUCAUAGUGCACGCACCGCGAUCGGGACGCCUCGUCGCGUGCUCUGUCCGGAGCGCUAGUCUCGCCCUACAGUUCGGCCGGACAUGCUCAGCAGUUGCCCGGCACGCACACGCGCCUCCGUCUUAUGUCAGUCCGUGAACAUCGCAUCCCUUAGAAAACCACAACAAUGCUCCACAGUGUGUUUAUAUGGUUCUGCCGGUUUCAGUGAAUUAAUAAUUGAGUGCACCUCGAACGCCUACAUAUCUACUACAUAUUUGGAUUGAUUGUGUUUUUUUUACCAACGACAUGGUAGCUUUCAGCCUCAAUGAGUGCUACUUCGCGAACAAGGGCGCAGCCCUGGUGCUGGGCGGGUCGGAGCGCGGCUGCGCGGACCAGGCGCGCUUGCCGGCGCGCGCGCUGCCGCAGCCCGACAUACAGCACCAUCUGCAAGCCAUGUUUUAUUUACUGCGACCCGAAGAAACGCUCAAAAUGGCGGUGAAACUGGAGAGCGCUCACGCGGGCCGCACCCGCUUCCUGGUGGUGGUGUGCCACAGCGACGAGGCGGCGCUGCUCGGCAUCGACUGCAACGAGCGCACCACCGUCGGCCUCGUUCUGCGCGUGCUCGCUGACACCUCCAUCAAGCUCGACGGCGACGGAGGGUUUAGCGUAUGUGUGUGUAACCAACAACACAUAUUCAAGCCGGUGUCUGUGCAAGCCAUGUGGUCAGCCCUUCAGACGCUGCACCGAGCGAGCGGUCGUGCCCGGGAGUUGAACCACUUCGAGGGCGGCACGUCGCACGCAUGGUGCGCCUACUACGAGCGGCACGUGGACUCGGACCGCUCCUGUCUCAACGAGUGGCACGCCAUGGACUGCAUCGAGUCCCGCCGCCCUCCCUCGCCGGACUCCCUAAGACUCAAGCCGCGGCAAAGGGAUGAAACUGAGCGCGUGAUUCGUUGCACUUUAAAAGAGAUCAUGAUGAGCGUGGACCUUGAUGAAGUGACGAGUAAAGCCAUACGCGGCCGACUCGAGGACGAACUAGACAUGGAUUUAGCAGAAUAUAAGUCCUUCAUAGACCAGGAGAUGCUCACGAUACUGGGCCAGAUGGACGCGCCUACGGAAGUGUUUGACCACGUGUACCUCGGCUCCGAAUGGAACGCUAGCAACUUGGAGGAGCUGCAAAAGAAUGGGGUCAGGCACAUAUUGAAUGUGACAAGAGAAAUAGAUAACUUUUUUCCUGGCAUGUUUGACUAUUUAAACGUAAGGGUAUAUGAUGACGAGAAGACUGAUCUACUCAAACAUUGGGACAACACAUUUAAGUACAUAAACAAAGCUAGAAAUGAAGGCUCCAAAGUGCUGGUUCACUGUAAAAUGGGCAUUAGCCGGUCUGCUUCAGUCGUUAUCGCCUAUGCAAUGAAAGCUUUCAACUGGAAUUUUGACAGAGCUAUGAAGCACGUGAAAGCAAAGAGAAAUUGUAUCAAACCAAAUACAAACUUCUUGAACCAACUCGAAACUUACCAGGGAAUUCUCGAUGCUAUGAAAAACAAAGAAAAGUUACAGCGAUCUAAAUCAGAAACUAAUCUGAAAUCACCUAAGAUGGCGUCGAAAAAUGAAAAUAAAGUGAUGGACCCGACACCUCUGGUGUUGGCGUUGACGGGAUCGUACACGGGCCGGCCUCGCUCGUGGUCGCCCGAUACCAAAUUGGCUUCGGAGCUUCUGCCACCUACGUCUGUGUCCCUCGAAAACCUGGCUUCCGAACACAGACACAUGCUUAUGCCUUACGCCAACGGAAGCUACAGCGUGUCGCCGAAUCAAAUUAUAAGACUAAAAGAAGAAGGAGCUCCGUCAGUCAAACACAUAGUCAACGAAAUCGAAAACGCAGCAUCGGGAGAACGAAGAGACUUCAGAAGAUAUCAAAGAUUGAAUUUCGGAAAUCCAAACGAGCCGCCGAGCAAUAGAUCGUCGGACGCGUCUGUCGGUUCGGUGAUUCAACUUUCGGAUGUAUCAAACAAGCCACCUCAAACUUCGCCUUCGAAGGCUUCUACUCAAAAGUGUGCCGAAACCGACAAAAUCCACACGUGGGACCCGGGGGAAACGCAAGGGCACCGAGGCGAAGACAACGGGAACGCGACAAUUAAUGAUAGUAUAGUGAAAAGUGAUAGUGGAAUAGUGGACGCGAAAAGUAAACAGAGUGACGCUUAUUCAAAUUCAUUAGAACGUAAGACGGAGGGCGAGGAGGCGCCGCCGGCGAGUCGACAGAGCUCGUGGAGCUCGACGGACAGCGCCGUGGUGGUGGACGCGCCGCGCCGCGACGACGAGCGGCCCGCCGGCGCCGGCGAACUGGCCGCCAUCGCCGAGCACAUAUCCGACAACGUGCGCAAAUUCAACGAGACGUGUGCCAUAUUGAAGGAGCUGGCGAGCGCGGCGGCGCGCGUGGAGCGGGAGCGGGCGCGGGGUCGCGCGAGCGCGUGGAGCGGACGACUGUCCGCGUCCGCGCCCGCCGACACGUGGCUGCGCGCCUCGCUGCGUCGCCGCCGUCCGCCUGCGCCGCCUGCCGCCGCCUCGCACGGUGAUCUGCGCGCCGCCGCCGCUGCGCCCGUCGUCGCGCCCGUCACCGCGCCUUCGCCCGCCGGACUCGUCAGCAAUCUCAAGAAGGAGUUCGAGGCGCGCUCCGAGGGCGACGCGCUGCGGCGCUCGUGGUCGCGCACGCGCACGCGGACGCCCGCGCCGCCCGCUUCUCCGCCUGAGGAGGUGUCGGUGAAGGUGCUGGUGGGGCGAUACGACCGGCCAGGCCGGACGGCGGCGGGCGCGGGUGCGGGCGCGGACGAGACGGAAAUGCGCGCGCGCACUCGUAACUCGUACCACGGAGCGGCGCGCGGAGACCGUCCCCCGCCCGCGCCCGCGCCCACUGUCUUGGCGCUGGCGCCCCUCGACUACUCCGAUGUGGUGGUAUCAACUGUGAUGUCGAAAGCUCAAAACAAAAAACAAUUGCAACACGGAAAGACCCAUCCGUUGACGAGGCUCAACUUGAACCGGUCGAAUAAUAGAUGUUCAAAUCCUGUAUAUAAUACUAUGUAGAAGUAUUUGUUUUUUUUUAAUUUAUUAUGAAUUCUUGCCAAACUCGAUAUUUUAUCUUUCUAGAGUUUUAUAACUAUUUACAAAUGAAAUCACAGUGUAUUUGUCUAUCACAUAAAUUGUAUUAAACGGCUGUUUGUACGUAGCGAAAAUGUUAAAAAGAGAGAAUAAAUUGAAAAUAGAACUGAUGUACAACUUUUAGCUAAUGUUUCUUAUUUUUCUGCCUAAAAUUAUAUUUUAUUGCAAAUGACCCAACAGUAUAAUUUAAACCAUAGUAAGUUUCGACAAAAAAAGGAAACUGCUUUCUUUCAUCUAUUUCAAUAAUCCAUUACAGAUAAAUGUACAAAAGUGAAGGCGUGAUUGUUAUUCAUCUAUAAAAGCAAUUUGUUCUGUGACAAAGUAUUACAGGCUUAACCUAAAUAUUUAGGCCAUAGUAAAAUAAAAGGGAUAACAUACACAAAACAUUUGUUCAAAUGAUAUGAAUGUUUAAAUCAACAUACUUUAUUUAAAUACAUUCUUCAUUAUAAUACCAAUAAAUACAUUAUCUUAGUUAAAUUAUAAGUAAACUAGAAUGAUUAUCCAAAGUCGAUAGUUUGCAGUCUUUUUCCAGUCACAAAAACCACUCUUGGUAUAGAAUCAAUUUCACUGAUCCUCUUGUAAGUUUCGGGCACUUUUCUAGGCUUGCGUCUGAUUGUGCCAAAGUCGAAUGCGUAAAUCCCACCUGGAUUAUUUCUUAUUGAACACUCCGUCUGUAAAACAAGAAAGAAGUGAUAUUAUAACAUACCUCAUAGUUCUUUAUUGCUUUCUAAUAGAAUUAGGAUACACGGUGCGCACUGUUUGAUAAAGCGAUCCAAAAUAGAACUAGGUACUACCGCAGAGUAGAAGCGCAUCGAAACGUCAUUAAAAAACGUAGGUAAAGCAAAUUCACGCUUAUCUCCACAACGUAAUGCAUAUAUUCCUUCUGAGCUUAUAAUCAUCGGUGGUCGCAUACAGACGAGCGAAUUCCUUCGAAUUAUUUUUAUCUCCGAAGGAAUAUGUGCAUUACGUUGCGGAGAUAAGAGUGAAUUUGUGUACUUACUUUUUUUUAAUGACAUUUCGAUGCGCUUCGACUCUUGGGGGCUAAUAGUUCUAUUUUGGAUCGCUUUUUUAAACAGUGCGCACCGUGUCAAAUCUCGGUUUACGUUUCUAAAGCCUCGAUGAUACGGGGUGAGUUUACAAGCUACAAGCCAGCGAGUUCGCUAGUAGCUUGUAAACUCGCCCCAUAUCAUCGACUAGCAGAUGGUAAAAAAAGCCGAUGACACGGGGCGAGUUUACAAGCUGCAAGCAAACUCGCUGGCUUGUAGCUUGUAAACUCACCCCGUGUCAUCAAGGCUUAAUUGACGCUUCGAUGAGCUUCGACUCUGCCUCAGUACGAAUUGACCAUAAACAGUGUAUUUUAUGGACUACAUUUUUUAUGUAAUGAAUGUAUGAUACUUACAAUCUUUAAGUUUAUAUCUACUACCCUGAACGUAUUGGCAUCUGAUCCGCCGCAAACUAUAAGAUUGGUUCUCGGUACAAACUUUCCGCAAUAUAGCUUAGACUGGUGGUUAUCAGGUUCUAUUGUCUCAAUUAAUUUACACGAACCGUAAUCCCAUAGUUGAAUGCUCUUUUUGUCUUGCCAUGCGCAUGUGAGAAUCUGCAAAUAGGAAUAACUUGUGAAUUGCACAAUUGUUAUCAAACAGUGGGCGGAUAAAUCUAGCAGUUUAAUACUUAAAAGCACAUUAUAAAGUGCUGUGCAAACGUGUUAAGCACUUUUUGUUACGGACAGGAAAUCAUAGUUGCUGUGUCCUGUAGCGGCAUCGGACACAGUCACCGGUUGCUAUUCCUGAUCAGGGGGCGUUCAAGUAUUACGUAACGCAAAUUUUGAAGAUUUUUCACUCGCACAAAUAGGCGAUUUUCCAAACACCUGGCCCUACUCGGCACCCUGCGCCGCCUCCUCGCCGGUGCCGAAGAAGCUAAUGUGUAUGAAAAUGUAUAAUGGCUUUUUUUUCACUUACCGGUGCCUGCGACGGCCCGGCAUUGAUUUCCACUCACAUUUAUUUGUUACAGAGUUCUACAAAUCUGUGUGAUGAGGAUUGACUGCCAUGCGUUGGUUUUUUUUACAUUAACUAAUUACUUCUGCGUAGUCUUAACUUUUGUAAAUCUUUGGUUCGAGAUUAUGUUAGGGGGAUGAUGUAGUUUUAUUUAUUCCUAUUUGUAAUACUGGUGACUGAACACGUUACUUGAAUAUAACCGCAUUUUUAAUUUCGCCACCCGGAGCCAACUUCUGUUACAUAUUGGAUAAAUCUAAAAUUUUAUAUGGGUAUCAGCGUUGGUAUUAGCGUCUUUGAUGUGAAAGUUAUACCUUACUCAUGCAGUCAACAGCUUGUCGAGACAAUUUUUAUACGCGUUGUAAGUACCUACGUGUCGCCGUGCCUGUCGGGCUGAAAUCUGUGCCAGUAAGCAGGACGUAUGCCAGCAUAGGCGCAGUGGAAAACGAAACGACGGCACCGGUCUAAAGCCAUGCCGGUGCCGGGCCGGUAAGUGGAAAAUCGCCCAAUGCCUCGCCGACUGUACCUUGCUGCACCUUGUUUAAAUUUAGGUACUUUAAAAACUACUGUUAUACUAACCUGUUUGCCAGGUUUAUCAAAAUCUAGACCUUCUCCGCAGAUAUGAACACCAAAAAUGUGUCUAGUUGCAUAGGGCUGCCUAUCAUCCCAGCAGAUAACAUUGUUAUCCCAUCCACCAGAUAUCAAUUCAUGGUGUGAUUUUGGAUUAAAUGCACAUGCAAAAAUUCUUGAGGUAUGACCGUCCACGAUAUUUUUUCUUGGACUGGAAUUAAUAUAUUAUUUUAAGAAUAUUUUAAUGCAAAAUUGCCUGUCUGUGACUGUCAAAAAUAUUUUUAUAAUUUCUAUUAUUUUAAAGCAUGUAACUGCUUGAUGUUUAAAUCUAAAGAAAAUAUAACUAGAAAAAAAUCCACGCGGACCAGGCAGCAAAUAAACAAUGUAGUUAAAGCAGGGUGGCCAUAGUGGCAGCUGGCAACCUGCUUAAACUACACUGUAUAGGUAUUUCUCGCGCUUGUUUUCUGAGUCUGAAUCUGAGUACACUCUGGCCGUACCCUUAAGCUACAAGGCAGCGCCAUCUCUUCGCAUUAUAGGUAACCCACAAUGUCAAAUAAAUAUUUAAGUAUGUUUACAAACGUAUAUGUACGUAUGUUAUGUUUUUGCAAACGUAGUGUAGGACGUCCUCAGGCACGAUGGAGUGACGAUUUGUGUAAGGUGGCUGGCAGGAGCUGGAUGCUAGUAGCCCAAGAUCGAUCUGAGUGGCGUGCAAUUGGAGAGGUCUAUGUCCAGCCGUGGACUAGGGUAGGCUGUUGAUGAUGAUGAUGAGUAUGUUUACAUUUCUCAUAUCUAUAUCAGCUCAAUAGCGUAUACCAGCCGGACGACGCAUUAGGUCCUGCCACAAAAAUGCACACAUUAAAGCCGUUCUAUUGUCUCCAUUAAAACUGGUAGGCGGGGCCUCCCGACCGGCGCGCAGCGCGCGAUCAUCGAAGUCACGUACGCCAGUCGUAACUCAUUCGCUCGCUCAUUUCGCUCCUUGCUUGUAGCUCGCAAAGCUUAAUAAGAUUUAUUGUUAUUGUUUGUGUACGCUUUUACUAUCUCUUCCGAACUCUCUUCCUUGUGCUUGAGACUAUCUGUGCUUACUCCUUCUGUACUUUCCUUGUGUGUGCUUGUACAAUAAACUGUUAUUCUGUGAAUUGGAGUGUUGGACUUAUUUCUCGCCGCCUCCCUACGGGAUCACAGCUAAGUACAACAUAGACAUUGAUUGCGGCCGAUAUUAGUUUUACUGGCCGGACAAGCUUUUAUCACUUGGAUUAACCAAGCUGGGGACCCCGUAUUUUGAACAAAAUGGAAAAGGAAUUCCAAGACGCACACGAUAAUGGCCGUGUUGAGGGUAUGUCCACGGGCGGUCCGAGCGGCUCAACGGAAGUUUUUAAAGUUGGCUUACGAGUAACUACCUCCAUUCUGGUCGGAAGAACUGAAGAUUUGGUUUGCGCAAGUGAAAGGACAAUUUGCGAUUUCCGGAAUUACCAACUAUGCGACCAAAUUCAAUUAUGUCAUCAGCCAGCUUGACAAUAAAUGUUCAAAAGAGGUCAAGGAUAUAAUUAUAAACCCUCCCGUAUCAGAUAAAUACGGCAAGCUAAAGACGGAGCUUAUUAAGAGAAUGACGGCUUCAAACGAGAAAAAGCUGAAUCAGCUGCUGAUGCACGAGGAGCUGGGCGCCCGAAAAUGUAUAUUAUAUAUACAUUUUCGGUCGCCCAGCUUCUAGUGCAUAGUAUUCGGCCAUGCGACUUUAAGCCGGAAACGCCGCAAGCAGUCGAUAAUGGCGACCGACGACCCUUGCUUGUAGCUCGCAAAGCUUAAUAUUUAUUGUUAUUGUUUGUGUACGCUUUUACUAUCUCUUCCGAACUUUCUUCCUUGUGCUUGAGACUAUCUGUGCUUACUCCUUCUGUACUUUCCUUGUGUGUGCUUGUGCAAUAAACUGUUAUUCUGUGAAUUGGAGUGUUGGACUUAUUUCUCGUCGCCUCCCUACUGGAUCACAGCUAAGUACAACAUAGGCAUUGAUUGCGGCCGAUAUUAGUUUUACUGGCCGGACAAGCUUUUAUCACUUGGAUUAUCCAAAUAUAUUUUACGGUGUAAAAAAACUAUAAAUCAAGAAACGAGCUACCUUACCAAAAUAAAAUUAGUAACUAAGGUUUACAUAAUAUGUGUUGGUUCCUACUGUUAGAGCAAGCGCACAUUGGGCCUAAACGCCACCACUAGUAGCUCAGUCAAUUCACUCAGCCACCAAUCGAAUCGAGAGAAAUCGAGUGGCGGCCACUAAGCUACAAGUGGCUGUCUUUCCAUGCCUGUCAAUUCAAUAAAUCUGUUAUUUCUAUCUAUAGUAUUAUUGUUGACGUGCUCAUAUCACCUAGAAUAGAAUGCCCUCUCUUGCGUUUGCGCUUCUUCAUCAUACAUGUUCAGCUUUGCAUCAUCCCCAUAGGUAACAAACUUUGUAUAAUGUGGAUGGUAACACAGACCUAGUGUCUGUCGUUUCUCCCUUAUGGUAUAAAGACAUUGCUCGUACUUAUAUUUCCAACACUUAAUACAUCCAUUCACAUCUAAAAAAAUACAAUUUAAUAUCAAUUACAAUCAAUCAAUUUUAAAUUAAAUUUAAAGAAAAUUUUAAUGAAAAAACAAAUCUACUCUAUAAAUAACUAGAGGAUAGACUAAUAUAGGAAGUAUAGUAAGCUUGGGCGUGGAAAAAAUUUCACCAUAUAACCAUAUAAUACCUAAGUAGAAUGGAGUAUUAGGAUAAAAAUUUACACCUGCAAGCAAAACUGUCCAGAUAAGCUGGCGGGUAACAAAUAGAGAAGUUGUAAUUUGUCAUUUAUUACUAACAACAUGACAGAAGCAUAUUAGUGAUAGGAUGCGCUUUGCUGACUGGUCUAUGUUUGAUAGCAGUCACUGGACCAGGAUAUGACUUGCAUUCUUCGUCAACGAGCGUGUGGGUAUUUGUACCACUAGUGCAGUCAAACAAGCGUAUAGUGCCGUCUGUGAAGCCGGCUGCUACAUCUUUUACGUCUUCUGUGUACUUGCAGCACAUUAUAUCUUUGUUUGUUUCUC